UUCCCAAUGGCGUUCGAUGGUUGAUCUGUUGUAAAUGUAAUGCGAUAGCACCAUUGACACAAACGUUAGUUGAUUUUCGCCAUUUUUCGAUUCUUUCUGUCUCUGUAAUGGACCGCGCUUCCUGGAGAACCCUGGUGCUUUCCAACCAUCUUCUACAGCAUCAAUCGUCUUCAACCCUUACCCCCAAUCCAUGUCUCCAAUUCUCCCCGCCAGAGCUGUCCGAAUGCUUCUCCUUCGACAUCAAACAGAUGCGGAACCUCUUGGACGCUCACAAUCUUCCCGACCGGGACUGGGUCUUCGGCUUGAUGGUGCAGAGCAAGCUGUUCAAUCCUGUUCAAUCCGCUGGCAGAGUCUUCGUUUCGCCUGAUUAUAACCAGUCCAUGGAGCAGCAGAGGGAGAUGACCAUGAAACGAAUUCAGUAUCUGUUGGAUAAUGGCGUUUUUAGAGGCUGGCUUACUGAUAAUGGAAUUGAAGAUGCGUGGAGGAAGUUUGCCGUGUUUGAGGCAAUUGGGAUUUAUGAUCACUCUCUAGCUAUUAAACUUGGAGUUCAUAUCUUCCUAUGGGGUGGAGCUAUACAAUUCUUUGGCACAAAGCGUCAUCAUGACAAAUGGUUAAGGGACACGGAAAAUUAUGCGAUCAAGGGUUGCUUCGCAAUGUCCGAGCUCGGUCAUGGAAGUAAUGUUCGAGGAAUUGAAACGGUGACUACAUAUGAUUCAAGCUCUGGAGAAUUUGUUAUUAAUACUCCCUGUGAGUCAGCUCAGAAGUACUGGAUUGGCGGGGCAGCCAAGCAUGCAACACAUGCUAUAGUCUUUUCGCAGCUCGACAUAAAUGGGAAACGUGAAGGUGUCCAUGCUUUUAUAGCCCAGAUCAGGGAUGCGGAUGGUAAUGUCUGUCCAUACAUACGUAUAGCGGAUUGUGGCCAUAAACUUGGUUUGAAUGGUGUUGAUAAUGGUCGGAUCUGGUUUGAUAAUUUGAGAAUCCCAAGAGAGAAUUUGUUGAAUUCAGUAGCUGAUGUAUCACCAGAAGGGAAAUAUCUGAGUGCCACAGAAGACCCAGACAAGAGGUUUGCGGCAUUUAUGGCACCUUUGACAUCUGGUCGUGUAACCAUUUCAGUUGCUGCAAUCUAUUCUGCAAAGGUUGGUUUAGCAAUUGCUAUAAGAUACUCAUUAACAAGGAGAGCCUUCUCACUUACACCAAAUGGGCCUGAAAUCCAAUUACUAGACUACCCUAGCCACCAAAAGCGAUUGUUGCCUCUCCUUGCCAAGACAUAUGCAAUGACUUUUGCUGGAAAUGAAUUGAAAAGGAUCUAUUUGAAGAGAACACCUGAAUCCAUCAAAACAAUCCAUGUUGUUUCAAGUGCAUUUAAGGCAACCUUUACCUGGCAUAAUAUGAGAACACUUCAGGAAUGUCGUGAAGCAUGCGGCGGCCAAGGCCUGAAGACUGAAAAUCGAGUCGGCCAUUUGCAGAGUGAAUUUGAUGUUCAGUCUACCUUUGAAGGUGACAAUAAUGUCCUAAUGCAGCAGGUGAGCAAGGCACUCCUUGCUGAGUACAUAGCAGCUAAGAAAAGAAACAAGCCAUUUAAAGGGUUGGGAUUAGAACACAUGAAUGAGGCUUGCCCUGUCAUUCCUUCGAAGCUUACGGGUCCUACCCUUCGGAGCUGUCAAUUCCAGACUGAUGCCUUUUGCUUAAGAGAGCGAGAUCUAUUAAAUCGUUUAGCCGCUGAAGUAUCUCAAUAUGAAGCACGGGGUGAUAGCAAAGAAUAUGCCUUCAUUCAGAGCUUUCUGCUUGCGGAAGACUUGGGUAGAGCUUUCUCUGAAAGAGCCAUAUUGCAAUCUUUUAUCGACGUUGAAGAUAGUCUACCUUCCGGUACAAUAAAGAAUGUUUUAGGUCUUCUGAGAUCCAUGUAUGCCUUGAUCUGCUUGGAGGAAGAUGCUUCCUUCCUCCGGUAUGGUUAUUUAUCAUCAGAAAAUGUAGCUGCCGUAAGGCAGGAAGUGAAGAAAUUAUGCAGCGAAAUACGACCUCAUGCUCUAGCACUGGUCAGCUCCUUCGGCAUACCCGACGCUUUCCUGGCCCCUAUAGCAUAUAACUGGGUGGAUUCCAAUUCUUGGUCUUCAGUGCAGCAAAAGGAAGGCGCCAUUGCAGUUGGCCGUUCAUGAUAAGCAUUCUCCAUAUUGUAUCAUUUGCUCAAACUAGGAGCACUUGGUAAGGGGGUUUACAUAUACAGCCGAUUCAGAUGGGGAUUUCCAAACAUUGCAAAUUGUAAUUUUACUUUUUAAAGCCAACUCACUUUCCCUUGAAUAAGGCUUACAUUACCAGUUUAUUCUCUCCAUUAUUCAUAAUUUAGCUUAUUUAGAUAGGGCAAGACAUUGUAUUGGCCAACAUUGCUGCAAAGAGAGAGACUGGAGAGUGGGAAAGCAUAAUAUUUUCAUCCACAUCAAUUCUUAUGUAAAUUAUGUUUACAAUUCAA
This is a messenger RNA of Momordica charantia (bitter melon), 2467 nucleotides long. Its product is annotated as acyl-coenzyme A oxidase 3, peroxisomal. Gene Ontology annotation, cellular component: peroxisome. Gene Ontology annotation, biological process: lipid homeostasis; fatty acid beta-oxidation using acyl-CoA oxidase. NCBI's taxonomy places the organism in Eukaryota, Viridiplantae, Streptophyta, Magnoliopsida, Cucurbitales, Cucurbitaceae. Gene Ontology annotation, molecular function: FAD binding; fatty acid binding; acyl-CoA oxidase activity. The record is from RefSeq and is a predicted model, not a curated record.